AUGCAGCUCAGCAAGAUCUUCCAGACCAUUGCGCUCCUCGGAGCCUCUGUCCCCGCCCUGGCGUGGAACAGAAUUGACAAGGACAACGCGGCCCUGCUCGUCAUUGAUCACCAGGUCGGCCUCGCCCAGCUGGUGCGUGACUACGGCACCAAUGACUUCCGCAACAACAUGCUGGCCCACGCCGCCGUCGGCAACGUCUUUGACCUCCCCACCGUCCUGACCACCUCCUCCGACACUGGUCCCAACGGUCUUCUGCUCAAGGAGAUCCGGGAUAUGCACCCCAACGCCACCCUGGUUCAGCGCCAGGGUGAGGUCAACGCCUGGGACAACGAGGAGUUCCGUGCUGCCGUCCGGGCCACGGGCAAGAAGCAGCUGAUCAUCGGUGGUAUCGUCACUGAAGUUUGCACUGCAUUCCUUGCUCUUUCCCUCAUCGACGAGGGUUACGAGGUCUUCGCCAACACCGAGGCCAGCGGUACUUUCGAUCCCCGCCUGGCUGAGGAUGCCAACCGCCGUAUGGAGAAGGCCGGUGUCACUCUGAUGGGUCUCUUCGGCAUCGUUACCGAUCUGAUGAGGGAUUGGAGAAAUACCCCCGGCUUGACCGAGGUGCUUCCUAUGCUUGACAAGUACCAAUUCGCUUACGGCCUGGUUGCCCGCCACCAUGCUGGUGCUAUUGAGAAUGGAACUCUGGCUCCCGUCGAGUCGACCUUGAUCUAA
Messenger RNA from Aspergillus nomiae NRRL 13137, 714 nucleotides. RefSeq names its product putative isochorismatase family hydrolase. NCBI's taxonomy places the organism in Eukaryota, Fungi, Ascomycota, Eurotiomycetes, Eurotiales, Aspergillaceae. The record is from RefSeq and is a predicted model, not a curated record. The transcript has 4 exons. Bases 1 to 714 code for a protein of 237 amino acids.